AUGGUUUUGCUACAAGAUCCAAGUAUCAAAUACACCAAGUUUGAUCCUCACCUCAAGCUGGAAGAUCGACAGUGGCCUUCCAAGACUUUUAGUAAACCUCCCAGAUGGCUCUCCACAGACCUUCGCGAUGGAAAUCAGUCCCUUCCUGACCCAAUGACGGUGGAGGAGAAAAAAGUAUAUUUUAAAAAGCUAGUGGAAAUUGGAUUCAAAGAAAUCGAGGUUGCAUUCCCCUCUGCUUCUCAGAUCGAUUUUGAUUUCACUAGAUGGUGCGUGGAGAAUGCCCCUGAUGAUGUGGCUAUUCAGGUUCUUGCUCCUUGCAGAGUCCCCUUGAUCAAGAGAACGAUUGAAUCCCUAAAAGGUGCCAAAAGGGCUAUUGUCCAUAUAUAUAUGGCUACGAGUGACUGUUUCAGAGACGUAGUUUUCGGACUCUCCAAACAAGAAACCAAGAAGCAGGCCACAGAAUGUACCAAAUACGUCCGUGACCUUACGAAGGAUAGUACUGAUCCUGCGAUACUGAAAACACAUUGGUUGUUUGAAUUCUCUCCAGAAACUUUCAGCGAUACCGAUCCGGACUACGCUUUGGAUGUUUGUGAGUCAGUAAAGGCUGCUUGGGAACCUUCGCUUGAAAACCCUAUCAUUUUCAAUCUACCUGCCACCGUAGAAAUGGCUACACCAAAUGUUUAUGCCGAUCAGAUCGAAAAUUUUUGUUCUAAAAUCUCCGAAAGAGAGAAAGUCUGUGUGUCUCUUCAUCCACAUAACGAUAGAGGUUGCGCGGUUGCCGCAGCAGAAUUGGCACAACUUGCAGGUGCUGAUAGAGUCGAAGGUUGUCUCUUCGGUAACGGUGAAAGAACUGGUAACGUUGAUUUGGUCACCUUAGCGCUAAAUUUAUACACGCAGGGAAUCAAUCCCCAGCUUGAUUUUUCUGACAUUAAUUCUGUUAUUGAUGUUGUUGAAAAGUGUAAUAAGAUUCCCGUUCAUCCAAGAGCUCCCUACGGAGGACAACUUGUUGUGUGUGCAUUCUCUGGAUCUCAUCAGGAUGCUAUCAAAAAGGGAUUCAAAAAACAUUCUGAGAGGAAAAGAAAGAUGGAAGAAGAGGACAAGAAAUUGGGUCGGAAGCAACCCCGUGUUUCUCACUGGAAAAUGCCUUACUUACCCUUGGAUCCUCAAGAUAUUGGAAGAACUUAUGAGGCUAUCAUCAGAGUCAACUCUCAGUCUGGUAAAGGUGGAGCCUCCUGGAUCAUUCUUAGAAAUUUGGAAUUGGAUCUCCCUCGAGGUUUACAAAUAGAGUUCUCUAAAGUUGUCCAACGUGAGACCGAGGCCAAAACCAGAGAACUAAAGACUUCCGAGAUAAUCAAUCUUUUUGAGGACAAGUACGUUGUGUAUCCAGAGAAUGAUGGGGUCAACUUGCGGAAGAUUGAUGCUUUUGAAUUGACUGAUUAUCAUAGUCAUAAUAACAAGGAGGCAGGUAAAAGAACCGUUAUUUCCACUAUCAAGAAUAAUGAUAGGACUAUCGAACUAUUCGGUGAAGGUAACGGACCAAUUUCCGCCUUUGCCAACUCUCUUGCCCGCCACUUCGGUAAGGACUUUGAUGUCGUGAACUAUCAUGAACACUCUCUCGGUAAAGAUUCUAACUCUCAGGCUGCAUCUUACAUCAAUUGUCGUAUUGGAACUAAUCCUCCUCUUUGGGGUGUUGGUAUCAACGAAGAUGUUACCAUUGCGGGAUUCAAUGCUCUCGUUAGUUGCUUGAACCAAAGCGUCAACAAGGGAUUUGUCAAUCUCCAAAACUAA
Messenger RNA from Brettanomyces nanus, 1788 nucleotides. RefSeq lists its product as uncharacterized. The record is from RefSeq and is a predicted model, not a curated record. Gene Ontology annotation, cellular component: mitochondrion. Bases 1 to 1788 code for a protein of 595 amino acids. The transcript has a single exon. Gene Ontology annotation, molecular function: 2-isopropylmalate synthase activity. Gene Ontology annotation, biological process: L-leucine biosynthetic process. NCBI's taxonomy places the organism in Eukaryota, Fungi, Ascomycota, Pichiomycetes, Pichiales, Pichiaceae.